This is a messenger RNA of Portunus trituberculatus (swimming crab), 2967 nucleotides long. RefSeq lists its product as uncharacterized. NCBI's taxonomy places the organism in Eukaryota, Metazoa, Arthropoda, Malacostraca, Decapoda, Portunidae. The record is from RefSeq and is a predicted model, not a curated record. The transcript has 12 exons. Bases 578 to 2101 code for a protein of 507 amino acids.
UAGCUCACAACCGCGCGCAACCCUCUCGUGGCCGCACGCUUGCCCGCCCGCCUCUGUCCUGCAUUGUUCCUUCCCUACUGCUCACAGGCGGCGGGCCAUUAACUGCCUGCUCGCGUGGCGUCUGGAAACCUUGACCCUCGCCCCUGCUGUUGUGCGUGACGGUCGGAAGGAAUCACGCGGCAAAACAGGAUUAUUUGUGUCUUUUUAUUUUAUUUAUUCAUUCAGUGACCGAAGUGGAUAACAUCGUACCUGGUGUAACAUGUGUUGACUGGAGUAGCAACAACGCAUUACAGUACCCAGAGAACAUUCAACAGUGGCGCUGACCUACUUCUCUUCCACACUUCCGCACCAUUGAGUGUGUCAAGAGACGUGGCGGUGGUCGGGUAGCUUCGUCUCGGGGCGUUGCACUCACUGCUCCAGGGUGACGGCUAGACACCGAUGCACGACCACCGGGGCGGAAGAAGAGACUGACGCGGAGGUGCAACGAAUGACCUAAAAUGCGGCCACCAGACCCUCGCCGCCCCGCUAAUGACCCCGGCAGGAGGAGGAGUGACGCGCCCCCGAAGGUUGUGUCCUUAUGACCACAGGAACGAGGAUGCCCAAGAGAUUCGUGCCUCAGUAUGACGUUAAGAUCCGCGGCGGCAGACUCAUCACAGAAUGGCGCUUCGGGGCUCACCCAACGGUGCAUGCCGUUUCUCCGAGCGGCGUGCCCUUGGUGCUGCGACAGAAGCCACAGAAUGGAGUGGGCGCCAGAACGGGCGUAGGGGACCUUGUUGCUUCCCCAGGCGGUGGCAAUAGAGACGAUGGCGGGAAUCCUGGGAACUUUUCGGUCUUGCCGCCCAUCAAAGACUCCGGGAAGAGAAUCGAGAGUUUCUCCCUCUCUGAACUUGACGACAUUUCUCUUAAGAAUGAGGUCCUGAGGAACAUGAAGGAAAUGUCUGACCGCGGCCUGCAGGGGUUGCUGGCCAACCUGCGAGCGCAGGACAGGGACAGAGACGGGGUCUUGUCUACGGACGUGGUUAAAGGAACAUUGAAAAAAUAUCAGCUGAAGCUCAGUGAGGAGGGCAUGAAAAACCUGUGCAAGAAGUUCGGCGAGGCCGGAACCCACGUGACUAUGGUGCGCUACGAGGACAUGAUCAACUACCUGGCGAAGUCCAGGAUGGAGGCCCUCAGAGCCCCGCCGCCCAUGCCAGGCCAAAGGGUCCAAGAAUCAGAGGAGUCUGGGUCCCAGCCACAACCCAUGCCACCCAAACAACAACACCCUCGGAAGGUGAACUUGAGGAACAGGGUUCUUUUCAGCGAUAAGGACGAGGCCCAGCUGAUCUCCGACAUGGAGCGUCAGCUGUCCGGGAAGCCAGUCAACAUGGCGGACCUGCGCAGAACCAUGUAUGACUUGGACCGUGACCGCAACGACUUCCUCAGCGGGAAGCAAGUAGAGGUUGCUUUCUCCAAGUGUGGGGUGUACCUGACGCCAGACGUGCGGGCCCGCCUGCUGCUGGCCACGGACCGCACGGGGGCAGGGAUGUACAAGAUUGAGACGCUGAUGGACUAUCUGACGCGGGUGAAGCCGGAGACACACUACACAGUCGAGCUGGGCAACAGCCACAGGCCACGCCAGGCGAGGGUGGGUCGGCAUCCGAUAUACCAGAACCAACCGAUGCUGAACGCCCCCUGGGAACUAACGCAGCAGGAACCCAACACUCACGGGGAACUUCCUGACGAGGGUUUCAGCGAGGAGCAGCAGCAGCAGCAGCGACAACGGUUACAGCAGCUGCAGGAAGUACAGCCUCUCGCCCCGCCCCCGCCAAAUGUGCCCGAGGAGACCGAGCUUCCCUUCGACGUGCAAAAAUGGAGCAGCGACUACCAAUACCUAGCACAAGCUGUCUACCAGGCCGACCACGACCAGUCAGAUUACAUGCCGGCAGAGGAGGUGCAACAUAUCUCCUCUACAUACAAUCUGGUGUACAACCUUCAAAUAUCAGAACAGACGCUCCUCACUGCCCUCAACACUGCCACUGAUGAGACCUAUGGCGAGGUCAAUUUGGAGUACUUCAUUGCCGCUCUUCAGGAUUUGCAUUUCCGAGAGAGUGGCGCUUACUGAACUGAAUCAGUAUACAACACCAACUUAUCUCCAGUCACUGUGUGGCUUAACUGAUUUGUUAUUAUUGUUACUCAUUUAAUUUUUCUUGGCGUUGGAAGUACCUACAAUAUAAUACGUCCGCGAGCCCCCUUCCCUCCCACAACUCAACAUUUAAUAUCCCAAUUUCUCUUAAAAUAACCUAUGCUAGCAGACCCCUUCCCCAUUAAGACAUUAACCUACAUGACCCUUCUGCAUGAUAGGUGCGUUCAGUGCUUGUAUGUAGUACGGAUGUAUUAUAAAGACUUCCGCAUCUCUGGUGGGUAUCAUACAAACACAGCGGGGAACCGGCGGACAGGUAAGACUAAUCUGAAUAUCUUGUAUACCUAAUUAUAUUGUAAUAAACAUAAUUUGUGUAGAUCAUACUAUAAUUCAUUAGAUAUUGAUAUCUACUAUGUUGAUUAUAAUGAGGAUGCUUCACAGAUCAUUAGAAAGUUCACAUUCUUAUUUUCUGAUCCAGUGGUACUCAUUGAGCAAACAAUUGCAGCAGCAUUAGUUUCCAAGCAACCAAGUAAUAGUAAUUAUUUCAUGCAUUUUGUUGCAUACCAUGAAGUGUGUGUGGGACCAAUGUAAAUGUCGCCUUAAUAGUUGUUUCGUGAGUAGUACAUGUUGUUUCCAAUUAUACAGUUCUGUGUUGUUUAGGGCUGAAAUCAACACUGACUUUCUUAAUUCAUUGUUUGUUUCAAUGUGUUAUAAUCAUAGGCAUGAGUGAAUCCUUUCUUAAAUCAAGCAAACUUUAAUUUCCAAGACAUUACUGAAUAAUAGUUAUCAAUAUUAUUUCUGAGGUGGAAACCUCUCAAGACUUAAGAUGAAUAAAAAUGUGUUUUUGA